AUGUUUGGUAUGCACCAUGCAGAUAAUAACACCUUAUAUGGUGGCUAUGGAAAUGGGUUUGAGGGGUUGCAUGAUCUUGAGCUAGAGAAAGCAGCACCGCCGCCACCGCCGCCGCCAUUAAUGUUGUGCCAUGAUGAUUCUGAUCAUAUAAAGGAUGAUCUCCUGGAAAACAAGAAUACUGAGGCAUCAUCUGAAACUGAAGAGAGAGGAGUUGAUAAUGACAACAACAACAAUAGUAAUAAUAAUAUUUCUAAGGCACUUACAAAGGAAAUAAUUAGCCAAUAUUUCUACAUGCCAAUAACAAGGGCAGCUAAAGAACUUAACGUUGGCUUAACAUUGCUCAAGAAACGGUGCAGAGAGUUGGGCAUCCAAAGAUGGCCUCAUAGGAAGCUCAUGAGUCUCCAAACUUUAAUCAAGAAUGUGCAGGAAUUGGAAAAGGGAGGAGAUAAAAAUGAAACAAAGCUCCGAGAAGCAAUACAAAUACUAGAGCAAGAAAAGAAGUUGAUGGAAGAAAUGCCCGACCUACAACUUGAAACUAGAACAAAGAGGCUUAGGCAAGCUUGCUUUAAGGCUAACUACAAGAAAAGAAAGCUUAUCAACAACUUGAAUUAUGAUAAAAGUCCUCAAUCUUCUUCUUCUUCAGCUAGCACAUCCAUUGAUACCACUAAUUAUGGGAUUACUAAGGGUGCUGAAUAUGGAGAUGGUUUUAUGGAUGUCAUGAAUUUUUCUUUGUUUUGCUCAUGAUUUACUUUUUUCUUUCUUAAGGUGAUAAAACAUAAUUUUAGAGGGGAUAUACAUAUUUAAAUCCAUGAAAUAUUGUCUGGUUGUUAGU
This is a messenger RNA of Beta vulgaris subsp. vulgaris (sugar beet), 832 nucleotides long. Its product is annotated as protein RKD1. Gene Ontology annotation, molecular function: DNA-binding transcription factor activity. The transcript has 2 exons. The record is from RefSeq and is a predicted model, not a curated record. Lineage: Eukaryota; Viridiplantae; Streptophyta; Magnoliopsida; Caryophyllales; Amaranthaceae. Bases 1 to 744 code for a protein of 247 amino acids.